Haliotis rufescens (red abalone) is the source of this 886-nucleotide messenger RNA. Its product is annotated as C-type lectin-like. Bases 15 to 776 code for a protein of 253 amino acids. The transcript is spliced from 4 exons. Lineage: Eukaryota; Metazoa; Mollusca; Gastropoda; Lepetellida; Haliotidae. Gene Ontology annotation, cellular component: external side of plasma membrane. Gene Ontology annotation, molecular function: carbohydrate binding. Gene Ontology annotation, biological process: biological process involved in interspecies interaction between organisms. The record is from RefSeq and is a predicted model, not a curated record.
CCAUCGUGACCAAUAUGGUGGCAACACUGUGCAUUGGUUUCAUCAUGGUUGCUGGGUUUGUACGUGGAGAAAGAAUGGUCCACACGCUGCAUGUUAAUUCAUCACCUAUUGAGACACUACAGGAGGAAACAAGGAAGGUCUCAAGCGGUCUGGCCCAUCUUAAAACCAGUGUAGACGCCUUGGAGAAUUUAAUGCUGGACCAGCUGGAUGACCUUGAGAAACAAAUGAAGGACGUGUGCCGGACCGAUGUGGAUGAUGUUUCCAGAAUGAUGGACGAGAAGCUGAUUCAAAUGAGUUUAGGGAGAUAUUGCCCUUCUGACUUCCAAUACAACAAGACGUUGAACUUCUGUUUCAAGCUGAUCACUGCAAAGAAGACAUGGACUGACGCAAAUACCAAUUGUUUGAAUCUUGGAAAGAAUGGACGACUUGUUAUUCUGGAUGAAAGGGAAAAAUUCUCUGCUGUCCAACGUUAUGUUACUGAACAUCUAAAAGGCGGAGUAGCAUUUGUUGGUGGAAAACGGCUUAGUGGUAAACGACCAAGUCUUAAAAGGCUGACUGGUACACAUCUGAAUGGUAAACGACCGAGUGGCAAACGAGGGGACGCCUACGAAUACACCUGGAUGAAUGGAAAACCCAUCGAGAAGGGGUUUUGGUGUCCAAAUGAACCAAAUGAUGGCAUGCCCUGUGUUGACAUAUGGAAACAAACUGAAACCUGCCUCGACGACACGGCGUGUAAUUAUAAGGCGCCAUUCCUGUGUGAACUCCCCAUGUCCUGAAGCGCGGAAGACGGACGACUGAGGUGUCGUUAUUAUGCAGUCGGGCUUCACGUCAACAGGUAGCGACAUCUGCGCGACUACCCUCUUAUUAAAUAAAAGUCUCUACAGUU